CGGCGAACGACUUACAUGAUACUUCAACAAUCCACGUACCACCCCUGCACAAGGAACUGCAGGUAGGAAAGUCCCAACUCGGUCUGGAUAUUCAUCUUUACAUCGCUUUGCAGAGCUGAACAACGUUGAGUGCAUAUAGUAUGGCGAAUGUAACCUUGGCUAUUCAGCUUGCCAAUUUUCACGUCCAUUGCGCUCUGGUUCCCAGUAAGGCGGUUCAGUCGGCUCUCUGCAUUUUCAAGCUCAGGAAAGCAGUGUGCCUUUGUGACGAGUUCCAGUCUACAAGGAAUAUUUGGUUCAGAUGCGACUGUUCCGACAUUGUCAUACAGGCACUGCUUGGUCUAUCUUCGCGUUCUGAUAUCAAACAUGUCAUCAAGCCAAUCGCCAGCGAGUCAAUCCUAGCCCACGAUGGGGUCAUCAGCCAGAGUUUACGAAUCAACGGCAUGGAUAAGCGACAAUUCAGGCCAGCUCACAACAGCACCGUCAUUGUGCUUCCCAUUGACGAAAAUGCACCAAUGGCCAAAAAGUUAUUUAUCACAACCAAACAGCCAAGUCCUUCCAUAACCAAGUUGCUGUCUAUGAAAGUUUUCAAUGCUGAUGGUGCUGAUCAUUCCGAGCAACGCACGUUAGUCUUUGGUAUCGGUGUAGUGGGUCACACACUCAUUUUCAACAUCACAGCACAUCCACUUCUCAGGUACGACGGGGUGGGGUUGAGCCAGAAUGAAGUUCACGGCAAAGCCGAAGAGAACGGUCUCGACUCACUAAUAAGCAAACUCGAUCUCGGAUACGAUGUACUCCAGAGCUUGUACAUGCACUACGAUACCUUGUGCAUUAACGUCAGGUGUUCAGAGUGCUUUGGAACCCAUGGCAGCUUCUACACACUUUGCGGUGAUUUCCGAUGA
Fusarium oxysporum Fo47 is the source of this 899-nucleotide messenger RNA. RefSeq lists its product as uncharacterized. The transcript is spliced from 7 exons. The coding region runs from base 141 to 899 and encodes 252 amino acids. The record is from RefSeq and is a predicted model, not a curated record. NCBI's taxonomy places the organism in Eukaryota, Fungi, Ascomycota, Sordariomycetes, Hypocreales, Nectriaceae.